Messenger RNA from Phoenix dactylifera (date palm), 893 nucleotides. Its product is annotated as cyclic phosphodiesterase-like. The record is from RefSeq and is a predicted model, not a curated record. Lineage: Eukaryota; Viridiplantae; Streptophyta; Magnoliopsida; Arecales; Arecaceae. Gene Ontology annotation, biological process: cyclic nucleotide metabolic process. Gene Ontology annotation, molecular function: 2',3'-cyclic-nucleotide 3'-phosphodiesterase activity.
AAAGAGAGAAGAUGCCGUAUGGGCAUAUUUGCACAUGCUCCUUGGCACCGCCGCCACCUCAUCAGGCUCGGAAACAUAAGAUCCCGAACUUUACCCAGAGCAGCCUUCGAUUCCCUCUUUCUCUCUCUAUCCUUCAACUCAGAGGCAUCCGAAUCCUCGUCUCUUUAGCCAUGGAGAACCGGACGGCUGGCGAUCAGGCGGCGGAGUGGUACUCCGUGUGGGCGCUGCCGCCGGAGGACGUGGGGGCGAGGCUGAAGCGCCUCAUGGCGGAUCUCCGGUCGGAGUUUGGGGGCCCCGAGUUCGAGCCCCACAUCACCGUCGUCGGCGCCAUCCGCCUUCGCUCGGACGACGCCGUCCGCCGUCUCCGCUCUGCCUGCGCCGCCCUCUCCCCUUACCACGUCCGCGUCGCCUCCGCCUCCCGCGGCACCUUCUUCUACCAGUGCGUCUACCUCCUCAUCGAUCCCUCCCCCGAGGUAACGCAAACGAGUGCCCACUGCCGCGACCACUUCGCUUACAAGAACUCGGCCCCUUACAUGCCGCAUCUGAGCCUCUUGUAUGGGGAUUUGACGGACGAGGAGAAGUUGAGGGCUCGGCAGAGGGUGGAGGAGCUCGAUAAGGAGAUAUGCGGGCUUAGCUUCCAGGUCUCGGCCCUGGCUCUCUACAAGACGGACACGGAGGACAAGAGCUUGAAGUCAUGGGAGAAGGUGGAGGUCUGCUACCUUGGGAGUGAUAACUAGAUUACCUAUUUUCCCUAUAAAGUUUCCAUCUUUAUUGAUUUGGUAUUGCUCUUUAGACUAUCUUCAGGCUUUUGGUUUGAUAUGUAAGCUGUACUUCUCCAUCCUGUGCUGCUUUGAAUAACCAUUUGGUUUGUUGUUCAUCAUCUUUCUAGUGUU